Fomitopsis serialis is the source of this 1792-nucleotide messenger RNA. RefSeq lists its product as uncharacterized. The coding region runs from base 160 to 1467 and encodes 435 amino acids. NCBI's taxonomy places the organism in Eukaryota, Fungi, Basidiomycota, Agaricomycetes, Polyporales, Fomitopsidaceae. The record is from RefSeq and is a predicted model, not a curated record. The transcript is spliced from 3 exons.
ACCCACUACGCUCCUUGAGCUCGACAUGGGCACCGGGCUUCAGGCCUUAAUUCAGCCUUCACCUGCACUCUGCGACCUGCAGCCGCCGCCUCAUGCCAUGAACUGAGGUCGCGCCCGCGACCGUGAAGACUCGUUUCAAUACGUGCAGCAGCCGUCAAUAUGCGCGGAGGGAGUAUGAGUCUGCUGUUUUUUUACAUGAGCAGUCUCUCGACACCCACAUCGCCGCAAAGGUCACCCGCCCGCGCUCGUCAACACUGCACUACGAAGGGCAGCCGCCUGCGCUUCUCCCCACCAACUUCGCCCAUGCUCGUCCACCCGCCUGCACCUAUCCACACCCACUUCGUCGGUGGGGCCACCCACCCGUGGCGGACACCUUGCCCGUGUUCCACCACUCGCGCGCACUCGUCCAUACCCACCUCGCCGCGAACGUCGCCCAACCGCGCUCGUCCACCCUUGCAUUCACCCACCCUUGCGCUCGUCAACCCUCCCGCCCUCGUCCAUCACUUGCAGCUCUCCACACGGACCACACCCAAUGCAUGUCCACCCGCCUGCGCUCGUCAACACCUCGCCGCGAGGGACACUUGCCUGUGCCUUCCCACCCACCUGCGGUUCUCCACAUCCACUUCCUCCCGAAGGCCACCUGUCCGUGUUUGGCCACACGCCCAUGCUUGUCCACGCCCACCUCACUGCGAACAUCGCCCACCCGUGCUCGUCCACCCUUGCCCUUGCAUCAACCCACCCCAGCUCGCCGGCAGCGUCCACACCUCUCCACACCCAACGCUUGUCCACCCGCCCAUGCUUGUCCACCCGCCCACACUCGUCAGCCUGCCUGCGCCCGCCCGCCCGCCUGCACCUCUCGGCACCCACUUCGUCGCAAACGUCACUUGCCCAUGUUCGCCAAUCCGCCCGCGUCCGUCCACUCGCCCGUGUCCGUCCACUCGCCCGCGCCCGUCUAUACCCACUCUGCCGCGAAGCAGACCCGCCCCCGCUUCUACACCCUCCUGCCCCUCUCCGCAGCCACUUCGUCUCGAAAGCCACCCGCGCCCGUCCACCCACCUGAGCUCGUCCACCUGCCCGAGCUCGUCCAUCCCCCGCAUACCUGUUGUGCUAACCAUCGUCUCCCGUCGGGCGUCGCCAGUUUUCGCCCGGGGCCGUCCUCGCCCUCGUCUACCCGCCCCAACUUUAGUCGUCCUCGUCAACGGCGGACUUUCUGUCCGAGGAGCCGGACAUCCACCUGCUUGGCGCGUUCUAUACCUACAACGACUCGGACCUCGGUGUGGCGGAGCGAAAUGUCUUGGUGAAGCCCGGCGCCGAAGGGCAGCUGCUCGGUCUGAACGUCAAGAUGACGCGGUCACCGUCGAUGAUGACGAUGAGCAGCAUGGCUUGUCUAGCCGCAUUGCGUCGCAUCUCAUUCCAACUCUACUGCAUCACGACUCACACGCAUUCACCAUACCCCCUGCGCGCUGAUACCUCUUGACAACAUACAGGACGAUGCUCGUGGCGCCGCCACUGACUUUUUUCCUCAGUAUCCACCUGCUGCUCUCGCUGUCGUCGCACAUGCAUCCUCUCGCUCAGCCUACCCGCGCUCGUCUACCCGCUCGCGCUCGUCACGGUCCACUCCCACUUCGCCACAACGGACAGGAACAUGCGCGCCACCGCGACGCGCAUAUCGCGGAGCUUGUCGACAGGCCGCGACACCUACUCAUAGAGGACCGGAGAGCCACUUGUGAGCAGGAGGUGGACGAAGAGGUGUUAGUGGGCACCGUGUCUCAGUCGGUGGGAUUGCAGUCGG